UGAAAAUGGCUGCAACGACAACGGCCAAUGAUAAUGGCAACGGCAUUAGUUUGUCACCAUCAUCAUCAACACCGGCGGUCGGUGCCAUCAUUGGCAAUAAUGGUGGUGUUAAUAACAAUAAUAACAACAACGGUACGUUUCUGUGUGAUAUAUCGAAUCUAACAGCGGAAGAACGAAAUAAAUUGGAUGAAAUACGACAAAAACGACAAAAAUUAUUGAAUGAGAUUCAAAAAUUAAAAGAGGAAAUAUCUUUGGUUAAGAAGGAAAUGUCUCGUCUUGAUCAUCAUCCACUUCAACAACAGCAGCCACAGCAAUAUCCACAAUCAAAUUCUAUAAUCGAUGGUUCGUCAAAUGAUCAUGUAAACAACAAUAAUGGGAAUCAGCAGCGUUUAAAACAACUAUCGAUUGGAAAGAAAAAAUUCAACAUGGAUCCAAAAAAGGGUAUCGAAUUUCUUAUCGCUCAAAAUCUAGUAGGUAAUACUCCUGAAGAUGUAGCAAUAUUUUUAUACAAAGGUGAAAGCCUAAAUAAAACGGCCAUAGGAACAUACUUGGGCGAGAAAAUUGAUUUCAACCUGAAAGUUUUAAAUCACUUUAUUGAGUUACAUGAUUUCAAAGAUUCAUUACUGGUUCAAGCACUUCGACAAUUUCUGUGGUCAUUUCGAUUGCCAGGCGAAGCACAGAAGAUUGAUCGAAUGAUGGAGAAAUUCGCUGCACAUUAUUGCCACCAGAAUCCUGGUGUAUUCUCCAAUACAGACACUUGUUUUGUUCUUAGUUUUUCAAUCAUUAUGCUCAACACAUCGUUACAUAAUCCGAAUGUAAAAGAUAAAAUGACGGCCGAUAAAUUUAUUCAAAUGAAUCGUGGUAUAAAUAAUGGUGGUGAUCUAUCCAAAGAAUUACUUUUAUCUUUAUAUGAAAAUAUACGUCAUGAACCGUUCAAGAUACCGGAAGAUGAUGGCCAAGAAUUGAUGCAUACAUUUUUCAAUCCUGAUCGUGAAGGUUGGCUAUGGAAACAAGGUGGCCGUUAUAAAAGUUGGAAACGUCGUUGGUUUCUAUUGAAUGAUAAGUGCCUUUAUUAUUUCGAAUGCGAUACUGAUAAAGAACCACGUGGUAUUAUACCAUUAGAAAAUGUUGAUAUACGUGAAAUUGGUGAUCGUGGAGGUCGACAACAUUGUUUUGAACUUUAUUCACCUAUUAGUGAUGUGAUUAAAGCAUGUAAAACAGAUACCGAAGGUCGUGUCAUUGAAGGACGACAUUCUGUAUAUCGAUUAUCAGCUGCAACAGCGGCAGAAAAAGAUGCUUGGGUCAAAUCUAUACAGACAAGUGUUUCAAGAAAUCCAUUCUAUGAAAUGUUAGCGGCACGUAAACGUAAAGCACAACAAAAUUAAAAAAGUAGACAAAUUGAAACUUACAAAAAGUCUUUCAAUCAUCAUUCGCUUAAUUCAACUAUCGUAAUGCAACCAUUCGAUAUCGAUAGGAUUUACGAAAGGAUUUUGAUUCUCACAUUCUAAGUCAAUCAGUCUAAAUCAUCCAUCAUCAAGCGCAUUUUAAUUCACAUAACCAUUCAUUGAUGCCAUUCAUAGAAUCAUCAUGAUCACUUUAUGACCAUCUUCAAUCCACAGAAACAUUUUUAUUUCCGAUCAUUAUAUUGUAAAUAUUUCCCUUUCCAUUAACAAUCUUAAUUAUUGUUGUCUUAUAUCUGAAUUUCAGAAAUUCCAUCCUAUAAAGUUUAAAAAAAAAUCAUUUUCAAUUUUAACAAACAAACGAAAUAAAUAAUUUUUUUUUUUUU
This is a messenger RNA of Dermatophagoides farinae (American house dust mite), 1786 nucleotides long. RefSeq names its product cytohesin steppke (gene step). The record is from RefSeq and is a predicted model, not a curated record. Gene Ontology annotation, molecular function: guanyl-nucleotide exchange factor activity. Lineage: Eukaryota; Metazoa; Arthropoda; Arachnida; Sarcoptiformes; Pyroglyphidae. Gene Ontology annotation, biological process: regulation of ARF protein signal transduction.